Messenger RNA from Ornithorhynchus anatinus (platypus), 2760 nucleotides. It is a transcript of the gene AK6, whose product is annotated as adenylate kinase 6. Gene Ontology annotation, cellular component: cytoplasm; nucleus. The transcript has 5 exons. The coding region runs from base 58 to 591 and encodes 177 amino acids. Lineage: Eukaryota; Metazoa; Chordata; Mammalia; Monotremata; Ornithorhynchidae. Gene Ontology annotation, molecular function: ATP hydrolysis activity; ATP binding; AMP kinase activity. The record is from RefSeq and is a predicted model, not a curated record.
CUCGACCUCAAACUCCCAGGCCCGGGCUCUUCCCACUGAGCCACGCUGCUUCCCUAAAUGAAUGAAUGUGUCAGAGACUGUAGUGAGGACCGGAGUAACCAAGGCACACCAGGAGUAGGAAAGACCACACUGGGCAAAGAACUUGCUUCAAGAACGGAACUGAAUUACGUCAAUGUAGGCGAUCUGGCAAGAGAAAGUCAGUUAUAUGAUGGAUUUGAUGAAGAAUAUCAGUGUCCCAUUUUGGAUGAAGACAGAGUAGUUGAUGAACUGGAAGAGAAAAUGAGAAAUGGUGGGGUUAUUGUGGAUUAUCACGGUUGUGACUUCUUUCCUGAACGAUGGUUUCACAUAGUGUUUGUGCUCCGGACAGAAAACUCCCAUCUGUAUAAGAGACUUGAAAGCAGGGGAUAUAGUGAGAAGAAACUACAAGACAACAUUCAGUGUGAAAUUUUCCAAAUACUUUAUGAAGAAGCCAUGGCAUCAUACAAGAAAGAAAUAGUUCAUCAGUUGCCUAGCAAUACUCCAGAAGAACUAGAAAAUAAUUUAGAUCAGAUUAUAAAGUGGGUUCAGCAGUGGAUAAAAGACAACAACUGAACCCCGUUUAGCUGAAUUUCUUCUAGGUUGUUCCACAUCGACAUGGAUAUCUUGCCCUCACCUCCCUCCGUAUUCCAGAGAAAUGAUCUAGUGGCUGAUAAACCAUUACCAUUUAAAAUGUUGGUUCAGAAAUAAGAGGAUGAUAAACGAGGUUAGUAGUUAUCUUUUUUCUCUGUGAGAAAUCAAGAAAAUUCCAGUUAUGAUUAAUAAGAUGUUGGAAGUUUGAGUAAAGAGUCGUCAUUCUCAUCAUCCAGCACUGCCAACUAAAACGUGAAUUAAAAUGACUCAGUGGUUACGAUAACUCAGAAGAAAAUGAUGCCUAUUAAAACGAAAGACUUUUGAGGCGAAUGCUAAAACAUUACAUAAAGGAUAAUGCUACUGGUGGGUAAUACUUCCACACUUUAAAAGUUGCCUGCAAAUUCAUUUUAACAAAGGUUGAGAUUACAGCACAGUAUAAUCUUAACGUUAUGAUAGUACAAUAUUAUUUGUUUUUAAGACUGGUAUUGGGGAAAGACAUUUGUGUAAGAAAUGAUUGCUAAGCCCAGCUCUGAUGUUGACACCUUUUAUAAUCAUAGGCACCAGGUUUCCCAUCAGUGAAAAAGAGUCUAUCCUGGUACCCAGGGUGGCCCUCUGCACCCGGAGCUCAAUAAAUGUUACUUAACUAAAACUUUGAGUCCUAUCUAGUUGAAGAUAAAUCCCUUGUGAUCAUGCUUAUGAUAGUGGCUGCGUUAGGGUAAGCCAUAUGGCUACCUAAGGCCCUCCCUAGACUAGCCCUCUGGAAGCCAGAGAGGAUGGUUAGGUUUGGUGGUUGGGAAUGCUGACUGACGGUAGAGGCCAAGUAUGAAAUCAUGAGCAGCAGCAAAGAGUUAGUGGCUGGGGCCAGUACAGUCUAUCUUAGCCGCUCUUUUUCCUGCUCCGUGCCUGAUGGGGUCCAAACCAGCUGCACUCAUUUCUGAUUCUGGGUCAUGGUAAUUCAAUAAUAUCUCUUGAGUGCAAUUAUAGUUUCUUUUUUAAGGUACAUAUUUUAAACGUGCAUGUCCCACUAUGAAUUGUGGAUCUCAUGUCCAUUGUAUUUUGUCAGUUUCCCAUGGAAAAAAAGGCUUUUAAAACCACUUUUCACCUUGCGGUCUUCUUCCCCUCAGCCGUCGCAGUAAUUACAAUCGGAUUUUCCAUAAUCCAUUUUUUCACUAUGCAUGUCUGAUUGAAUUAUGUUGGGAUUUUCCAGGGGCGUUCUUUUGACCAUGCGUGUCUGCCUGGAUAGAAUGCAAUUAUAAUAUUGGAAGAAGCGGAUGUACAAAUGCGCGUGGUGCCUGUCAAGGCACGGGUAGAAAUUUUUUAAGUUUUUCUUUCUGCGGGGUCAGUCAAGACUGCAACCCUUGUGUUAAUGGAGAGCUGAGUGUCAUUUUUGAUCAAACAGGCUGAUUGCUUUUAAAAGGAGUUUCAAAAUUAGAUGAGUUCCUAUAUGUCUGUUUUGUAGUAUGUAUUUUAUAGUGGAUUCUUAAAAAUUUCCUGUGGAAUUUGUUAGUCACCCAGAGGAUGGGCUGUUGAAACAGUGAAUGAACAAAAUUCGUGGCCCUACCUCUUCAGAGGUAGACAGCUGAUUAAUCAGAAGGCAGUGGAUUAAGGAAGAAAGUUCUAACUUAAGAUAGUCUGGGCUCAUUUUCUACUUGAGGUAUAUUUUUGUAGCAGUGGGAAGAAUGACAGUUGUACAUGUUCCUAUACUAGGGUGAGGCUUUUUCCUUCCCUUUGCCUUAAUUUUCAGAACUGGAUGGGGGGGGAUUCCAAGUGUAUCCAUAAUUUGCUCUACCAUUUACAUUACUCUAUAGAUGUGGCCUUUAGAAGUUAUUAUGCUUAUCCAGUGAAUAAUAAUCAUAUUGUGGUUGAGCAUAGCUUUCCAAGUGGAAGAUGAGGGUGAAAAAUGGGAAAAUGUAUAUGGGAAUAAACACUCUAUAGAAAUUUUGUAGCAAGUAUUUUGUUGAUGUGUGCUCCACAGAGUUAUGAAAGGGGGUUUGUUUCACACAGGCCAUCGACAUGUCAUUGUACCUGUGAAAGCUGCCUAAGAUUCACUCGCUUUCGAGACAAGAUGUCACAGUCCCAAUUUGGUUUUUCUGUAGAGCUGCAGUGCUAGCAGGGUGCUCUCUAAUACAAAUAAAGAAUGAGUGAAAUCUG